CUUGAUUUUUAAUCCCCUAGUUUCGGGUGUUUUCGUCGACGGUCUAAGCCGUAUAGCUUCUCCUACUUCCCCGUCGAGCCGUUUGUGGUGCGCGUUGCUGCUGCUGCUCCCUUCGCGCGUCGUUGCAGCAACUCCUACCUACCGUCGCGUAACCGUGUGGCCGUUGCUUUCGUACUACGUUUCACCCUUUCCAUCGUCGACGCCGACGCCGACGCUGACGACGACGCCACUACCACCGCUAUUACCACCACUACCGGUCGCCACCAUCACCACCUCCACCACCUUCAACCACCCCCAGCAGCUCUGCUACCACCACCACCACCACCGCCACCGAUCAUCGCCGCCCCUCUGUCGCCAUCACAAACCUACCAACACUAGUAGGUGUUCGUCAACUGCUACGCUCCCAUCUGGUCGUUCUUUUAAGGGGUGGUUGCGAGUACGUACUCACACCCGUAGAAUAGCGCUACUCCUAAAACGGCCGAAUCCACCGACGUAGACGUACAGUCAGUCCCGUGUACGGUCUGUACAGUCUCUGGUAAGAGCAAAGGUUGGCGUGGCGGCGAGCUCGCUCGCACGCGCGCGCGCGCGUCCACCAACCAACCACCCAGACCGACCAGCCAACCAGCCAGCCAGCCACCGAGCCGAGUCGAGUCGAGCCGAGCCACACUUGGCUCGAACGUAAAGCGACUGGUACACCAUCUUUGAACAAUUUUCACGAGAAAGCACGAUCGUAACGGAUCGGAUAUUUCAAUUAACGUCCUGCGCGAACAGUGGGGAAAAUCUCGGCCGCGAUCACAAUCGUUAUCGUAUACGCGGUGACACGCGUGUUUCACGUGGAAAUAUCGAAAUUUUCUAUCAGGUUCACCUUUCUUUCUACCGCCGUACGUGUUUCCCCUCUUUCGGGUACGCUCCCACUAUACACCCCCUUCUUCGCUCUUUCUCCUUUCCUCUUCGGUCUUCUCCCCUAUCCCACCCUCGUUCUUCAUUCUUUCGGGUCCUCUGCGCGUUACGGUGUGAACAUACUUGAGAAAUCGCGCGACAAGGUGGUAAACGCUGGUGCAAUCGCGAGCCGUAGAAACGAAAUCGUAUCCGCGAGAACCCUACCGAGAAUACCAUGCACGAUUCCUUCGACGGUACGAAUCGGACACCCGUCGAUUCUAAAACGACACGAUAAUACACAGACGGAGACCGUUCACUCUAACUCCUAAUUCGUAAACUCGAACUCUAAUCCCCUAACUCUGUAACGUUAACUUCGGCUGUAACUGUAAUAACGCGAACGCCGUUUUAUUUAAUGGGGUGGUGGUGGUGGUUGUGGUGUAACGUAAGGUCGUUUCUUUGGUUUGCCCCUUGAUCAUCGAUGGACAGUUCGGCGCGUCGUCUUUUCGGACCGUAGUUCUCGACGCACGGUAGAACAGAUUGUGUACACGCGUACAGAUCGAUCGAGCAAUUGUAUUUGAGAUGAUCGAGUCGCUGAAAGAGCUUCCGUCUUGUCCCGAGAAACGUCCACGGAGGAGGGCCGCGCGUUCAAGGUGAAUUAUUACGUGUCGCCGAGUUUACCCCCUUGCGAGAUCGCCCGUCCUCCCUACGGUCGAAUCUCGUCGAAUCUCGGACGAAUUUCGCAGCAACCGAGGUUCGAACGUUACCGUUACCGUCCCCGCUGCACCGUCGCGGUGGACACAGUCGUCGAUCUAGUGACAAUCUUAAACGUAACCGUAUCCCAGCGGAACGUCUCCGCACGCUCCAGGACGGAGAAAGAGCUUCCGAGUAUCUCCGAGAACCGUUGGAUAACCCGUUCGAGGUGAAACGAAGCUUAUUUUUUUGCUAUAACACACUUAUCUCUCGCUCGACGUCCCCGUUUUCGAGAACGGUAAACGGAAAACGCGGAAAUAAUACUCUCCGGACGGAAAUAAUAUGAAAUGCGAGCAACGAUAGAACACGGAUCUGUGAAAACUUUGGUACGCGUGAACGCGUAAAAAGUGUGCGAGCCAGCAGCCUGCGGUUUCUGCGCGUAUAAAGGAAAAACGUGCGUUCCGCGGAUAAACAAGAUUCCGUCGGAAACAGAGUGACUCGACGCACGUAACACGUUGAUUCCCGUAUUCCCGUAUAUUCCGGCCGAUCGAUCGUUACUACGAGGGAGCGCUAAGACUGAUUCUUUCCCCAAGAAAUUGCCUCGUAGGACCAGCGUAGUACGCGUAACUCCGGCGGGGGACCUGCCCGAAGAUUCGGCCUCGUGCAUUUCCGAUUUUGCUUUUCACGUCUUCGGUCCCGUCUUCGGUUCGCGCACGGCCGAUCGAUACAGUCGAAAUAAUGCUUUUGCCCGUCGCCAAAUUCUUUCGCUGCGGUGUGCUGUUACUGUUAUGGAUCAGAUCGAGUUACCAGCAAGAGGAGGACAUACCUCAUAUCGAAGUGAAAAACUGGGCGUUGAAGUUCGGCGUGGACCUGUGGGAGUUCGGCAAACAGGUCACGAAAAUGAGCGAGAUACAGAGGAAAUACCACGAGAUGGAGGCCGAGGUUAUCAAGAAGGACGGCAUGGUACUGGUACGAGAUAUGGCAGCCGAGGUGAAGAAUAUGUUGGACUUCAAGAUGAACGCCGUGAUGAGAUUGGUGGAGAGCGCCGAACAGGCAGCUGUAUCCGCUCCCAGGGAUGGAAACGUAUCGCCGAAAUAUUAUUCCUCGCAACGCACGGACGCCUAUUCGCCGGAUGGGAAAUCAUCGACGAGCGGUCAGGAUUUUCUGCUAUCCAGCCGGCACUUCGACCAUUUGCCCGUGAACCUCACGCUAUCGACGGUCCUGCUGCCUUCCGGCGUACAAGACGAUUAUCGCGAGGUAACCGCCGGCAUCCAAUGGAGCGAAUACCUGGAUUUAUUGUUCGUCAAUAAUUACGAGAGCGACCCGUCGCUGUCCUGGCAAUACUACGGCGCGACAUCGGGAUUUCUGCGACGUUUCCCCGCGAUUUCUUGGCCGCCGACGUCGAAUCGUGGACCCGGCUCGAGAAGAAACGGGAACCGGCCAGUCCGCGACGUCUACGACUUCCGAAUUUCAAAUUGGUUCAUCGGAGCUGCGAACAGUCCGAAGGAUUUGGCUAUAUUAGUCGAUAUCGAAUGCUACGCGUCCGAGCGGAUCAAACGGCUGACGAUAAGCACCGUGAAGACGAUCCUCGACACGCUCGGCCCGGACGAUUACGCGAACGUUUAUCGUUACGGCGACUCCGCGGAGGAGAUCGUGCAGUGCUUCAAGGACAGCUUGAUCCAAGCGUCGCCGGAGAACGUGCAGGAGCUGAAGGUGGCGGCGAGCACGCUGAAGCACGAGGAGAUGCCGAAGAACAUAUCGGCCGCGCUCGGAACUGUCUUCGAGACGCUUCACAGAUACAAUAGAACGGGACAAGGGAGCCAGUGCAACCAAGCCAUUAUGUUGAUCACCGCGGACAACUCCGGUUUACCCACGGACGUGAUCAAACGAUACAAUUGGCCCCAUAUGCCUGUUCGAAUCUUCACCUAUCUCAUAGGGGGUGACAAGAGCCCGGAGCUCCACGAAACCGCUUGCGCGAACAAAGGAUUUUAUGCGAGGAUCACCGACACAGAGGAGAUCAAGAGCAAAGUUUUCGAAUACGUGAAAGUCCUUGCCCGGCCUAUGGUGCUCUACCAACACGAUCAUCCUAUCCAUUGGAGUCCAGUUUACGUCGGUGGAAAGAGUGGUCGAUACGGCAAGGAAGAUAACGGGCAGCUGAUGCUAUCGGUUACCGCACCGAUCUUGGACCGUCGAAAUUACACGGUGAAGACUGCCAAUUUGUUGGGUAUCGUCGGUACCGAUGUGCCCGUGGAAGAGAUUCAAAAGCUCGUUCCUCCUUAUAAGUUGGGCGUCAACGGAUAUUCUUUCAUUGUUGACAAUAACGGUAGGGUUUUGUAUCAUCCGGAUUUGCGGCCUUUGCAGCCCAGCAACGUAGACUACGAAGAAACGUUGAAACCCGCUUACGUUAGCGUGGACCUGUCGGAAGUUGAACUCGCCGAGUACGACGGUCCGUCGCACCCGUUGAACAAUUCCCUUCUUCUCGACUUGAGGCACGAUAUGAUCGAUCAAAAGGAAGGGGAGACCAACUUCGCGAUUAAAAUUCAUUACGACGAUAUGAGAAGGGUCACCAUUAGACGGCACAAUUACUUUUACAAGUCGAUCGAGGGCACACCGUUCUCGUUGGGACUAGCAUUGCCCGACGGUUACGGCAUGUUUGAACUAUUGGCCGAACAGGAGAUCAAGCAUGCCAUAAUAAACGUGACCGAAUACUUUAAGGGAACCAACUGGAAGGUCCAUCCUGAUUGGGUGUAUUGCGAAUAUAAUUCGGCCUCGGAAAAAUGGUUCUCCACCCCGGAAGAUCGCGUUCUGUAUUUUCUGUCGCGAGCGCGAAAUCCGGGCUGGAAAUGGAUGUCCUUGAGACCAAGGAGUCCAAGCUCGCACCAUAGUGAGCAAGCGAGCAAGCCCGACAAAGAUUCCUACUACUGCGAUAAAUCGUUAGUGCAGGCUCUGGUUUUGGAUGCGUUGGUAACUGAUGGCUUCGAUAAAAGAGGCCCGAUGCAUAAAGAGGAGAACCAGAGCCCUAUUGCCAUACUGAUGGCUCUACUGCACAGUCAAGGAAAAGGCAGAUUCGGUGUGACACGGAGUUUCAUUGCCACUAGAAGCGGCUUGUUUCGUUGGCACGAGCAUCAGCAAAGCAACGAAGAGUCGAUCGAAGAACCACCGUUCGCCGAGAAAUAUGCGAGAACUAUGGAUUCCUCUUGGUACAAACGCGCCGUCGAUCAGCAUUCGGUAGAACCGGAAAGUUUCGUCUUCAGCGUGCCGUUUGACGCCGCCGACAGCCCCAAUCCUUUGGUGACUGCUACGCACGCGGUGUUCAUGGGAAAAGGACACAAGGCACCAGCGGCCGUCGUGGGUCUCCAAUUCCAGCAUUCGUCGUUGGCGUCUCAUUUCGUCAACAUCACUUCCACGUGUAGCGGUACCAAUUGUAAGAAAACUUGUGCUUCCGAGGAACUAGACUGCUAUAUCCUAGACAAUAACGGAUUCAUCAUCAUCAGCGAACGUCACGAACACACCGGGAAAUUUUUUGGCGAAAUCGACGGCACCAUAAUGGACUCGUUGGUGCAGGACAGGAUUUACAGGAAGGUAACGGUGACCGACUAUCAGGGUAAAUGCAGCCCGCAAGAGUCUCAUCAAUCGGCGGCCUCGAAGACGUUUCCCGAGUCAGUCGCGACAACGAUCACCCUAUUUGGUCACCUGCUCUGGAAUUUGGCGUUCGGCUUCAACGUGCAGAACUUGUGGCAGAUCGCUUUCGCGUUCGCCGGCGAGUCUGUGCGGAAUUUCGAUGUAGACGGCGCGAUUUUCACGGACACGGCCGAGAAGGCUCAGGAACUCGCUUCGCUGAUGAACGGGGACUCGGAUUCGACCGGCGAAUCGAUCGUGGACGAUAAUCAACCGUUUCCCAGGCUUCCGUCGGUCGCCGCCGCUUCUCCCGCCUCUCCGAGCACGACGAGGGCCACGUCCGCCUACUAUCCGCAACGGAAGCUCCGCGCCUGUGAGAAAAAAACCGAUCUUUACAUUUUGCAGCCUGAAAGACUCAACACCAGCGGGCAGAGCGAUCCCUUGAAGGGGAAGUUGACCAACUGUCACGUGACCGGCUGCGAAAGGCCGUUCAGCGUGCAAAAAAUUCGACACACGAAUCUGAUCUUACUGGUGGUGGACACAUUGUGCCCGUGCGGCAGCAAACAGCUGAGCAUCGAGCCUAUAGAGGCGAUCACGGAAGCCGGAGCCUGUAGCGCGAGAAGAGAACGCCUGUACCGCCGGAGGCCGCCGAAGUGCAUAAACUAUCACCCCGAAGAGAUGGAAAUCAAAGUUUGCGGUGGCGCGGGUCGUCCAUGGAAUUCCCCUUUCGUGAUAUUGCUCGCGAUCGCGUCUGUCGUUUACGCGUCCCGGUUGGCGUGACUUUAAUCGGAUUCAAAUUGUACACACAUUCGCAAAUUAUCUUUUUGAAAUGAAUUUAGCGUUGUCGUUUCUAUGAAACAGUUAUAAAAAAAAAAUGGUAUACUAGUUGAUUCGUUUAAUACCUGUACUUGACAAAUACGAGCCUACGAACGAACGAACGAGAGCGAACGAGCGAGCGAGUGAACGGAGCAAACGAACGUGUGAUUCGCUGAGUGCGUGCAUUCACGUAUGCGAACGUAUGAUGCGAGAACCAGCGGAACGCCACCAAGUUACCUACUUACAUUGAUUCGCGCGAGGUGUAAAAUCAUUCAUCUCGUGAAUGUACGCACAAUGAAAGCUCGCUCUCGAAUAGCCGAGAGAGCGUCUGUUUGAUUGUAUGAUUGUGUGACUAUGUGAGCGCGUGGAAGAGAAAGAGAAAUAGGGGUGAGAGAAGAGAGAGAGAAAGAGAGAGAGAGAGAGAGAAACGUUUACGGCAUAAUAUAUGUACAUAUAUGCACGCGCGUGUGUGCAAUCAUUCGUGUAUCGACGAGUAUACACACAGAUUUCAAUACAACCAUACGUUCACACAUACGUCGAGUAUGCGAAUGCUUGCACGCAGACGUGUGCAUAUAAAAAUGCAUAAUAUUAAUGUUGAUCUAUAGUUACAUAUCUCAUACAUUUUGUUGCGAGAAAGUUGUGAAUAUUUCUUAAUCGUAUUACACAGGAUAUAAACACCCACACGCGUACACGUACAUAUCCAUAAUACAAUGCGUACACGGCAAACACGUACACAGAUGCAGGCGGAGACAGAAAACACGUGCAGAGUCGAAUCCGAUUCCUAAUUAUUAACGUAUAGCGAAGAUGCAUCCACCAACGAUUGCAAUACAUACUUUGUAAAGGUGGAAAACGAUUUGUUACACGUGAAACUUGAUCGUCCACGUUCGAGACAAUUUAUCUUGGUGAAUGCACAACACAUACACGCGCGCGCGCGCACACACAGACACAUACAGACAGAGACACACUGUUCGUCAAAGACGACCGUUAAAAGGUGCAACCAACGUUUCCUGUUAUAAAAUAAAUGCGAUAUUCGGAUGUUCUGAUUUCACGGAUCACGGAUCACGGUGAAGCUUGUAAAGCAUAACAAAGCAUAACAAAGCGUAACAAAUUCACGACAAUUUCACCUCUUGAUGAACGGAUGGAAGAGAUUAAAAACAAUAUUUUUCCUCUUCGUUGUUCCAAAUUUCAACUCGUCCGUCGCGUAGGCCUAUCAUCUUAAUCGUAAGUUUCGUUUCGAUGAAUAUAGAGGAUCCUCUAGAGGCCCGCCUUCUCGUAUCGGAGCCAUCGGGACACGAUACAUAACAUAAUUCCGGCGAUACGGCCCGGAUGGAUCUUGCGCGUGCAAAAGUUCAGAUCGAUUUCGCUUCGGAUCGUUUUACGCGGCAAACGUAGAGAUCGUGCGCCCCUUCUUCCUCCAUUACAAUUUACAAAUUGGUCAUUGUCGUUGUCGUUGUCGUCGUCGUCGUUGUAUUGCGUUCGAAAUAAUUCAAGUAGUAAUCGCAGUCGUACAAUAAAUUACGCGUGAACAUUGAUUGGGAUAUUGCACGAAGCUUGGAGCAACGAAAUACUGAAUAUUAAGCAAAAUGUAACGUAUUAACGUAUUAACGAUUACUAAAGGCAAAAGGCAUAAAGAAAAGAACAAAAAAGAACAAAAAAAGAAAACAAGAAAAAAGAAAAAGAGAAAGCAAGAGAACUUACAACGUAAUACUUUUACUAAUGAGACGAGACGAGAUGAAGUGAAAUGAAAUGAAUUUAUUGUUGAGAAAUCUGUUACGCGAUGGACAUCGCCGAGCGUGUUGGACGCGAGCAAUGGACGGACGGAUGGUAGAAUUCUACGACGAGAGAGGAGUGUGCAGGCGACCACGAUUAGAGAGGUUUAGGGUUCGGGGGUUGGGAUUUCGGGUUUCGGGUUUUGGGGCUUGGGGCUUCGGGUUCGGGACUUCGGGUUUGGAGUUGCAAUUGCACUAUCUUUAUCGUACGAGCAUGGAUCGCGAAUGAUCGCGGCAAGGUGUCGGAUCAAUUUGAACGCCGUGUAGCCUAAGUACAGAUGCUGACGCGAAACAUAAUGAUCGAAUCAAAUCGAACCGAUGGUUAUAAUAUUCUAUUACUAUGCGUCUCGCCGUUUGUUUACCUAAUACAAUAAUUAGCAUAUCGUUUACAAAUUUACGACGGAGGAUGAAACGCUUCAUACGCCGAGGAUAAACGGUGCAAAUUACGCGUCGAAGUUAUCGAAGCAAAAAAUAUCAACUCGACGAAAAAUAUAAGAUUUACGAAUGUUUUAGGUAAGAGAAUGUCUUUUGAAGAAGAGCACCUCUAGGUGCUGCCAUGUCUUCCAAUAUUUGUAUAUUGAUAAUAAAGUCUAUUAUAAAGGUAAAACGCGCACCAGUAUGCGUAGACGCGGCACCGGGAUGCGGAUAUGCGUAUACGCAUGCGGCUGCGACCGCAUACCGCACACAUACCAGUAUAAGUGCACAUGUGAGCCAAGCAAGUUCUUAGGCAUGUGUACGCUUGUACGAAUUCGUUAGGUUACUAAACACUUAAAAUAAUGUAACUGAAAAUAUGGCAUAAUAUUAUAUAAUAAAAUCUAAAUGCAAGAGUA
This is a messenger RNA of Megalopta genalis, 8602 nucleotides long. It is a transcript of the gene stol, whose product is annotated as voltage-dependent calcium channel subunit stolid. Gene Ontology annotation, cellular component: voltage-gated calcium channel complex. Gene Ontology annotation, molecular function: voltage-gated calcium channel activity. The record is from RefSeq and is a predicted model, not a curated record. Lineage: Eukaryota; Metazoa; Arthropoda; Insecta; Hymenoptera; Halictidae.